Messenger RNA from Owenia fusiformis, 1581 nucleotides. Lineage: Eukaryota; Metazoa; Annelida; Polychaeta; Sabellida; Oweniidae. The record is from the annotation of a GenBank genome assembly.
AUUCGACGUGAACCGACAACCGCCAUAUUUGAAGUUUGUUUUUAAUGAUUUUCUUAUCAUUAUUUCCAAUUAUCACCGUCAUCAAAGGAAACUUUUCGUUUUUGAAGUGUCAUUACAUAUAAAACAGUAUUUCAGACAGCCAUGGCAACCGUAUUGGAAGACCCUACCCUUGAGCGGCAUUUUAAAGGCCACAGGGAUACUAUUACCAGUCUUGACUUCAAUCCAAAUAUGAAGCAGUUAGCAUCUGGUUCUAUGGACUCAUGUCUUAUGGUAUGGAAUUUUAAACCUCAGAUGAGAGCAUACAGAUUCGUUGGCCAUAAGGAUGCCAUUCUUUCGGUGUGUUUCUCCCCCUCAGGACACUUAGUAGCAUCAGCAUCUAGGGACAAAACUGUCAGACUUUGGAUACCUAGCGUAAAGGGAGAAAGCACAGUAUUUAAGGCCCACACAGCGACAGUUCGUAGCGUUGAUUUCUCCAGUGAUGGGCAGUACAUGUGCACAGCCUCAGAUGAUAAAACAGUGAAACUCUGGGCCACACACAGGCAGAAGUUCCAAUUCUCCCUCAGUCAGCAUAUGAAUUGGGUCAGAUGUGCAAAGUUUUCCCCAGAUGGCCGUCUUAUUGUUUCUGGCUCAGAUGAUAAAACUGUGAAACUUUGGGACAAGUCGAGCAAAGAAUGUGUGCAUACAUAUUUUGAACACGGCGGGUUUGUCAAUGAUGUUGCGUUUCAUCCAAGUGGUACAUGUAUUGCUGCAGCCAGUACAGACUCCACUGUGAAGGUGUGGGAUAUAAGAAUGAACAAAUUAUUACAACACUACACAGCACACACUGCUGCAGUAAACAAACUAUCAUUCCAUCAAAGUGGAAAUUACCUCCUCACAGCCUCUGAUGAUUCCACAUUGAAGGUGCUUGACCUAUUAGAAGGCAGAUUAUUCUACACGCUACAUGGUCACCAGGGGCCAACUUCAGCAGUUGCUUUCUCAAGGAAUGGGGAAUUUUUCGCAUCUGGAGGGUCUGAUGAACAGGUUCUUGUUUGGAAGACCAACUUUGAUCAAGUGGAUUACAAUGAAGUCCUACAAACACACAGAGCUAGGUCAAUGGAGGCUGCUCCCCCAACCAUACAUGACAUCCCACCCCGUACCCCACCUAAAUCACCAUCUCGCCACACUGAAUCAACUAAGAGAUUUGAUGCUCGCUCAGAGUUACGUAACAUGUCAGAUGUGACACCAGGCGUGACAGACAUUGGGCCUACUAUGUUUUCGCAAUCUCAGGCAAAUGGAUCAGUAGCGAGCGGUCUUCAAGACCUAGACCUCACAUCAGGAGACCAAUCAGCGAGGACCUUCAGCACGACACAGACGCAGAAGUUAGAGGCGAAGAACAUGCCCCCAGAGCUGGCCAAUACCCUCGAACACAUAGUGCAACAACUUGAUAUCAUAACACAGACUGUAUCUAUAUUAGAGCAGAGGUUGACAAUGACAGAAAACAAACUGAGAGAAUGCCUUGACAACCAACAAAAAAUAACAUUGCAAAUUCGACCUACUGAUUGAGGAUAUAUGGAACAAUAUAAUUAUUUAUAUUAUAACACA